AUGGAUUUGGUAUCUGAUAUUGCAGAGAGAGCCGAGGCCGGCUUUGUGCUGACAUCGGAGCCUAACUUGAGGGUGGCGAAGAAAUCUGGUAUGCUGAUAGCUGAGGGGGAAGGUGUUGCGGUUAGAACUACCCAAAACAUAAUAGGCCCCGUCACGGGGUGGGAAUUGGCUGACCAGUUCUUGGUGCUCAAGUGGAACGGCAUAAAAAUUGUCACCUGUUAUAUUGAGACCAAGAAAAAUGUCACAAAGCAGCAAUUCAGAGACACUUUGUAUAAAUUGGAUAAUUUGUUUAAACAAUUGGGGAAAAAGACAAUACUGGUCGGCGAUUUCAACUGCCGUUCAAAACAGUGGGGGGAUAAAAUCUCGAACACUAGAGGGGGCGAACUUUUCGAGGUGUUCGAAGCGAAUGACAUGGUCGUGCAUAAUCGGAAGGACGUCUUCACUCCAACGUAUGUGGGACAUUUGGGUGAGUCUGUGGUCGACCUGGUCGUGUCUACGUCCGAUCUAGCGGCCCAAAUAGAGAUGGAGGUAUUGCACGACUAUAAUAUGUCUGACCAUAGGGCAAUAUGGUUUGCCCUGAAUAACGAGGAAAGAGCACCGAGAGGACAGGUUGGGGUCGCCGGCUGGUAUAUUGAUCACACUCGGUAUUCCGAAUUUUGUAAAAUAGUUAAGAGUAAGGUAGAUUUAUUGGAGACAGAUCUUUCAGCGGAAGCAUGUUGCGAGAUUGUCACGGAAACGUGUGAUGAAUUGUUCAAAAGAAAAUCGGAGCACAUCAGGAAGAGACCACUCUACUGGUGGACUCCCGAAAUCGGUAAAGCCAGAAAAGAGUGUGAGAAGAUGAGGAGAAGGAUUUUGACACAUAGGAAAAACAAAAUCAAGAGUAAUAAACAUCUUGAGGAGCACGGUUUAAAGCAAAAAGAACUGGCAAAGUUAAUUUAUGAGUCGAAAAAGAAAAAAUGGAUGGAACUAGUUAACGAUCUGGAAAGAGACGUAUGGGGUUUCGCUUACAAAGUUAUCAAGCGGAAAAUCAAGAGCCCCCGGUCUUUUGAUAAUAGUUCCAUCUCUGACGAGCAGCUCUACGAGACGGUCUCGCAGCUGUUUCCGAUACAUGAGGAUGUUGUCAAGAAGGGGAGGGUAGUAGAUGAGACCGAGAUACCCCGGAUUACAGUGGAAGAGUUAGAUAGAGCCUUGAAAAGGAUAAAAAUUGGCAAAUUCCCGGGUCCGGACAACAACCCCCAUAUACUGGCUAAGCUAUUUGUGCAGAGCAAUAAAUCGAAAUUUCUGGACAUGCUUAACAACUCCCUUGUGAAAUGA
Molecule: messenger RNA, 1314 nt
Organism: Bemisia tabaci
Lineage: Eukaryota; Metazoa; Arthropoda; Insecta; Hemiptera; Aleyrodidae
Source: RefSeq, a predicted model, not a curated record